GCUCAAAUUUAGAAGCCCGGAAGACCGUAACGAGCUCUCCGCAAAGAAAUUUUCAUCCGGUCUCCUCUCUCUUUAAAGACUUCGCCUUCUCGAGUCCAUAGCACUCGCUUUCGGAUCGUAGAAGAUAUCACCUCAUCCACUAGGAAACACAAUCUCAUUGGGCACGCCCCACAAAUUAUGUCUGUACUCUUGCCUGUCCUCCCUCCGUUACCCCAAGAGCUCAUUGACUCCAUGAUUGAUGAGGCGCAAUACGACUUUUUGACACUACUCUCUUUGAUGAACGCCUCUCCAUGUUGUACUAGGGCCCGUAUCUAUCUCUACCGCACCAUCGAUCUCAGUCAACGCCGCAAGGCGACGCGAUUCUUCCAUCUCUGUAUCAUGAGGGAUGAGAUCAAGUCCUACGUUCAAUCAGUCUACAUCGAGACCUGGAGUACCCCCGAUUAUAUCGAGUUCCGCCACAUACUGGAAGGACUCACAAAGGUGCAGGAUCUGACUAUCUCUGGGGAGUAUGAAUGUAUUCCUCCGGAGCUGCGCGGUGUGUUCGCGUCGUACAAUCUUUCCACCUUGACUCUUGAAGAAAUGGUGUUUGAUUAUGCCGACCUGCAAGCCUUUGUCAGGUCAUAUCCGAAUUUACGGCGGCUUAUGGUCUUUGAUGUCAACGUGGAGGAAAAUGUAGCGCCAAACGCAGGUGCAAUCGGGCAGCUCUCUUUGGAAUCCCUGUCUGUGUCGCAGACAGAUUUCCUCACCGAAGCUUCGAAGAGCACAGGUCAUGGAGUUCCAUUCAUCUUAGCCGAUAUUCGGCGCUUGUUCCUGAUGCAUACGAUGAAGAACCUUAACGAGCUUCAACGGGUGCUUCACGCCGUGCAUCAGCCUCUGGAGGAAUUGUAUAUGUAUGAACCGCUGGUUCUAAGUAAGUAGAGGCCCUACCCACUUUGAGUUUGCCUGAUGUUCCUGCAGCAGGCGGCGGAGAUGUUCCGACCCUGGACCUUACAAAGAUCUCCACCCUCACGCUCGAGAUAGCGGUUGCCGGCGAAGGACCUGGAGCAAUACAGUGGACCAUCCUUCAUUUUGCUUCUCGACCCUCUGAUACAGU
This is a messenger RNA of Desarmillaria tabescens, 1093 nucleotides long. RefSeq lists its product as uncharacterized. Bases 178 to 918 code for a protein of 246 amino acids. Lineage: Eukaryota; Fungi; Basidiomycota; Agaricomycetes; Agaricales; Physalacriaceae. The record is from RefSeq and is a predicted model, not a curated record. The transcript has 2 exons.